Nicotiana tabacum (common tobacco) is the source of this 2244-nucleotide messenger RNA. RefSeq lists its product as uncharacterized. The record is from RefSeq and is a predicted model, not a curated record. Gene Ontology annotation, biological process: transmembrane transport. Gene Ontology annotation, molecular function: transmembrane transporter activity. Gene Ontology annotation, cellular component: membrane. Lineage: Eukaryota; Viridiplantae; Streptophyta; Magnoliopsida; Solanales; Solanaceae.
GUCCUUCCUUUUUUCUUACAUAAUUUCUAUAUUUAUAAAAUGAGGAUAAUGACGAGAAAAUAGAAUCUUGCCUGCUGAAUUGCUCCACAGAUCUAUAUAAGGAAAAUUUCUUUUUAUUUUAAUAUAUUGAAUAUAGUACUUAAUUAGAUCUUUGUAACAAGGAUUGGUGCGCGGCAAAUAAAUAGUCAGGCAACCCCCACGUUGAAUGGCUCGUGCCCCAGACCGGUCGUUGGUUAACCUUAAAGGUUGACUUUUCCUUUGGGAUCCCAUGGGCUUAACCGCUAGAGCUUCCAGAUUUGGUUCUUCUAUUUUUCGACCCAAAUCUUUGCUACCCAGGCACCUUCACACCAUGAGAACAAGGACAAUUUUUGGGAUUUCCCUUUCCCUAAUCAUCAUAAACAUGGCCGCUAUAAUGGAGCGCGCUGAUGAGAAUCUCCUUCCAGCUGUUUACAAAGAAGUCAGUGAAGCUUUUACAGCAGGACCAUCUGAUCUUGGGUAUCUCACAUUCAUAAGGAACUUUGUGCAGGGAAUUGCAUCACCGGUGGCAGGUAUUUUAGUUUUAAAUUAUGACCGUCCCACGGUUCUUGCAAUUGGUAUCCUCUUCUGGGCCCUAUCAACCGGUGCAGUGGGUGCGAGUAAGUAUUUUAUGCAGGUUGCUUUCUGGAGAGCAGUAAAUGGUUUCGGUCUGGCAAUUGUGAUACCUGCACUGCAGUCCUUCAUAGCUGAUAGCUAUACGGAUGAAGUCAGAGGAACGGGAUUCGGGUUUCUUAAUCUAAUUGGUACUGUGGGUGGGAUAGGAGGCGGAGCUAUAGCUACAGUUAUGGCUGGUCAUGAAUUCUGGGGCAUACCAGGAUGGCGCUUUGCCUUUUUCGUGAUGGCAACUUUGAGUACUUUGAUAGGAUUUCUUGUUUUCUCUUUUGUUGUUGACCCAAGGAAAAAAGCCAGCGGCCAGCGUGAUAUUUCAAAGCAUUCUGACAGGGAAGAAUUGAUAGAGAAGGAACAUUCAAAUAUCAAUUCAAUGUCAAUUUGGAUGGAGUCCUGGACAGCCAUGAGAAGUGUCAUCAAAGUUCAAACAUUUCAGUUCAUUGUUUUGCAGGGUCUAGUUGGAUCCCUACCUUGGACAGCCUUUGUUUUCUUUACACUGUGGUUUGAAUUAAUCGGUUUUGAUCAUAAUAGUGCAGCAGCACUUGUCGGUCUAUUUGCUGCUGGAUGCGCAUUAGGAUCCUUUUUCGGUGGAGUAGUUGCAGACAGAAUGUCUCGAAUAUACCCUCAUUCAGGGCGUGUCAUGUGUGCUCAAUUCAGUUCUUUCAUGGGCAUCCCGUUCUCAUGGUUCAUUCUCCGAGUUAUCCCCCAGUCUGUAAGCAGCUACUCCACAUUUGCUGUGACUUUAUUCAUAAUGGGCCUCACAAUCAGCUGGUGUGCUACUGCUACAAAUGGUCCAAUGUUUGCAGAAGUGGUGCCUUCGAAACACCGCACCAUGAUAUAUGCUUUUGAUCGUGCCUUUGAGGGUUCAUUUUCUUCUUUUGCUGCUCCAAUUGUAGGAAUUCUCGCCGAGAAAAUGUAUGGUUAUGAUGCCAAGUCAGUUGAUCCAUUAUUAGGAUCUACAAGAGAGGCUUUAGCAUUGUCGAAAGGCCUGUUUUCAAUGAUGGUUGUUCCUUUUGGUUUAUGUUGCUUGUUUUACACCCCUUUGUAUUGGACAUUCAAGCAGGACCGUGAAAAUGCAAGACUUGCUGCUGCAAAAGAAACAGAGAUGAUAUGAUGAUACCACAUUUCUCAUUUCUUUGUUAAUCCGUUCUUCUUGGACUCUUAGUGUCCAUAUGGCAAGUUCAGUUCAUUUGGAUUUGGAGUUUCUCUCUGUGACCACAUUGAUGAAAUCCUACUGCACUGCUGUAGGCCAAAACAACAGUUUUCCUGUCUAAUUUUGCAGAGAUGUCAUAUGGUGGUAGCACCAGCACAACAGGUUUACUAAUCUCAUCUAACCUAUCAAACUCAAAAAUGUACUGGUGCUGGAACAAGAGGAUGCAUUUGCUUACCAAAGAAUAUGUCUGGCUGAAGUAGUUGCUUUUGUAAUGUCAGACUGGAUAGAGGGGUGAGAGAUGGGUUUCGCAUGUUUGUCUAUGUUACAUGUAAAACCUACCACUUUUCAAGUUAGAAAAAAGCAACAUAACCAAAUGUAUCCUCUUACCAAGAUCGUUUUCAGUGUAAUAUUAAAUGUUUUUAUAAAACAAUAGAGUUUUAACAUGA